UCGUGCCACACGUAGCGCAAUGAAAGCCUGUUGUGACUGUUGUUGGUUCUCGCGAUCUCUUUGAUUACAGUUUUUAACGUCACGGUUCUUUCACUUUGUUUUUCUUAGUCUCGUUACAUCUUAGUAAAACUUAUCAAAACAUUUUGCUAAGUCAAGACCGAUUGACUGGAUAAUGUACGGUACCAGGUAAAUUGUCAUUGUUGGCGGGUUCUUGGAACGGGUUGAAUUUCAAAACAAGAAGUUUCAUCUCAGCCAAGUACAAUAAUUAACGUACUCGCAGCCUGCAAUUGCAUUAACUGAUCUGUUACUUGAAGACCGUUUGGAAAAUUUUCAGUUAUUCUGCAGUGAUUAACAGAUGAAAUAUUUAAAUUUACAUGCUUACGUUGUGCAUUGCAUGAACAUUCCUGAAUACAUCCGAUACGCGUAAACAAUAACUCUAGUCUACCGGAUUCUAGAACUUCGAUAUUUUUGUUCCCCUUAGAUUGCAAAUAUUAGACUUACGUAUUUUGAAAAUGUUUACAAAUUAAACCUAACCAGGCGAGCAUCGUAAAUCAAAAGGCCUAUAGGAAGACUAGGAUCGUCUAAAAACAUCCCUUCAGGCUAUAGUAGGACGGAUAUAUCCAAGUUGGCAGGGGAGAGUGGUGGCAAAGCGAGGACAUUAGAGGUUGCAAAAAGAUUGGGGGUGGGUGAUUGGAGGGUAUCGAUACAAUGACUUUUCCUAAUGUGUUUCUCAGUUCAGUAUGGAAGUAGGCCGGGAUCGGUUCGAGGUUAGGAACAGCCAAUUUGCUUUCCACUUUUACCCCUUUGUCCCCUCAGCCUCCUGAUUGACGAAAUUUAUGCCGAAGGCAGUGACUGUAGCCUACAGGAAGUCGCUAGCGUUCUUAAUAUUUCCUCAACUCAGACGUCUGGGUGGCUAGCUUUUCUUCACCAUUCAUUGUCCCUUCCACAAAUUUUCAACAAACAUUCCUGGAGCAUUAUGGCUAAUAGCCUUAACUGUAAACUUAGAGUGUAUAUUUUGCACCACAGGUCUUCUCCAAAACGACGCAAUUAGAAUGAAUAGCUCUUCCUCUCAACAAAAUGGCAACCAACAAGCACAGUUUUUGAUUUGGAGCGUCGCAUCUGGAGCCGUUGAUUUCGUCAUCCUCAUUGGGAAUGUCCUCGCGCUCAUCGUCUUCUCCACUAACAAAAAGCUACUACGCACGCGUGCUAACUACUUCCUGAUAAACUUAGCAAUAGCAGAUAUGAUGGUUGGAAUAUUUGCCAUUCCCAUGUAUCUUUACCAUUUGAUUGUCGCCUGGUAUAACGGUGACAGCGUCUGGCAGCAAUACAGUUACAAGAUUUAUAAAGUAGUUGAUGUUUUCGUUGGAUGUGCUUCAAUAUUCACACUGACUGUUAUCGCCCUAGAGCGAGCGUUCUCGGUUUGCUUGCCUCAUAUUCACCGUCACUUCAGGAACACGGUGUACUACGUGCUUCUCGGCUUAAUAUGGCUGCUAUCCAUUCUAGUAUCUUGCCUACGACUUCUUUUUGAAGAGCAGCUCCUUUCAUUGCAGUUUUUCUUCUACUUUUUGUUGGUUUUCUUUGCCAUUGCACUAUCAAUCAUUUGCAUCUCAUACGUGGUGAUAUGGUUCAGAAUGAAGUUCCGCUUUGCCAGGAGGGACAGUAACAAGCGCUCAACAGAACAAGAUAGACGGCUUGCUGUGAUGUUGUUUACAGUGACUGUAGUGUUUGUGUUCACGUGGAUGCCGUUCCAAAUCAUAAACAUAGUGACAUUUUUCUGUGAACCUUGUAGGAACAUGCCCAAUGAGGUGGCAUAUUUUGCAAAAUUCUUGCAUUAUGGGAACUCCUGUGUUAAUCCUAUGAUUUACUCUUUUUUGGUUCCCGAUUUUAGAAAAACAGUAUUCAGAAUCGUUAGGAAAUUAGGAUGUCGCUAAAGGUUUUGGAGUUUUCAUUUUGAAAAAAAAACAGAACAAAACAAAACAAACAAACAAAAAAAACCUGAUAAAUCUCGUUAGGGUUGAUGCGGUGAUUGGCGCCCAGUUGUGUCUUAGUUAUAUGCCGUGUCUUUCAGUUUGCUCAAAACAGUACUGGCCAUGGGUACAAACAGAAGUUUAUAAUCAGUAGAGGUCUGCAUCUUCGGUAUUAGGUCUCACGACAAGCCUUUUUACAUGUAUAAAUCUUCU
Orbicella faveolata is the source of this 2180-nucleotide messenger RNA. RefSeq names its product somatostatin receptor type 1-like. Lineage: Eukaryota; Metazoa; Cnidaria; Anthozoa; Scleractinia; Merulinidae. Gene Ontology annotation, molecular function: G protein-coupled receptor activity. Gene Ontology annotation, cellular component: plasma membrane. Gene Ontology annotation, biological process: G protein-coupled receptor signaling pathway. The record is from RefSeq and is a predicted model, not a curated record.